This is a messenger RNA of Rhododendron vialii, 1965 nucleotides long. RefSeq lists its product as uncharacterized. The record is from RefSeq and is a predicted model, not a curated record. Gene Ontology annotation, biological process: protein transport. The coding region runs from base 227 to 1858 and encodes 543 amino acids. The transcript has 5 exons. Lineage: Eukaryota; Viridiplantae; Streptophyta; Magnoliopsida; Ericales; Ericaceae.
ACUCUUAAAUCUAGGUCUUGACCGUGAGGCCAACAUAAUCAAACAUUUGUCCUUUAAUUGACAAAACAGUCCUGCAGAAGCUUCUUUCAAAGAUGAAAAGUCACCCAAAACCAGCUGUGUCUCACAUUUCCCAUAAAAACUUUUCAAGCCAUCAACUUGCUUGUUCUUGGGAGUUUCUUCAAGAGUUUCUUGAGCUGUUUGUUUCAGAGCCCCACACAGAGGAAAUAUGGGCAAGAAACUGGAUGCUCUGCUCAGAAGAAACCCAAAACCUCCCAAGAUAAAGACACUUGCUAACCUCACCAUCGCUAGGAUUGCCAUACUCAAGAACCAGCGCCAAGUCCGCUGUUCUCAUGCCCGGUCUGAUGUAGUCCAGCUACUCAACCUCGGGCACCAAGACCGUGCCCUCCUCCGUGUUGAGCAUGUGAUCAGGGAGCGGUGUAUGCUGGAUGUGUUUGUUAUGAUAGAGAACUACUGCCAUCUCCUGAUAGAUGGAGCCCAGCUUUUUCAGAACAACAGGGACUGUCCAGAGGAGCUAAAUGAAGCCGUAUCGAGCUUGAUCUUUGCAGCUUCAAGAUGCGGAGAACUCCCAGAGCUCCAAGAAAUUCGAGGAAUUUUCACCUCAAGAUAUGGAAAAGAAUUUGUUGCUCGUGCUGUUGAAUUAAGGAACAACUGUAGAGUAAAUCUCAAGAUGGUAAAGAAGCUUUCAACAACACAAGCAAGCUUGGAAAGCAGACAAAACAUACUGAAGCAAAUAGCUUCUGACAAUGGGAUCACUCUCCGGCUCUACGAAGAUGAUCAUACCACUGCAGAGGAGGAACAAGACAUGAAUCAACUAGAAAAACAGCUUAAGCCUACUGAAGCUUGUAACAAUGAUCCUGCACUUGGUGUAGAAGUACCUGAUUUUCUUGAAUCGAUCACAGAGGAUGAGAAAUUCACUGAAUCAAUGAAAGGCAGGAAGAAGUAUAAAGAUGUAGCAGAUGCAGCCAGAGACGCUUUUGAAUCAGCAGCUUAUGCGGCUGUAGCUGCAAGAGCUGCCGUUGAACUAUGUAGAUCUGAGUCAAGAGAUGAAGAUCAUGAUGAUCAUCAUGGUUUGAAUCAUACACAACAAAGUGAAUAUAUUUCUGGUGGGACCUCAAAAUCUAAACAUGGAACCUAUGAGGAUGUAGCUUCAGAGAACCUCAAGUCCUCGGAUAGUGGAUUUGGUUUUGACAAGAUCCAUCCAGUUGAUAGCUUCUGCCCCAAGUCAGAAGACGAAGACACCCCACAGAAUAGAAGAAAAAGACAGCUCAAAGACUGGGAAAGGAGCUACAAGAAAGAAGAACUAGGAAGAACAUUCUCUAGUUCAAGUUCGGAUACAGACAUUGAUAAUCAGUACAAUGGAGAAGUGACCGCAAAACUAGGUCAGACUUCACCAUUGAGUGAGGAAAUAGUUUUCGACGAAAGUGAUGAGGAUACUGAGAAUAAUAGAGACAGCAUACCAUGGUUGAAGCACAACGAUUCGGGUUCAAAUAUGAAGUGUAACCUACCCAUGAACAAAUACCAAAGGAACAUGAGGUAUGAUGCAGUUGCAGAUGAAAGCUUCUCAGAUAAGGGAUACAAACCUCAUGGCCAAUCUCUAAAAUGGAAACCACUAAACCCUCAAGCUGAUCUCAUGAAAUAUUCUGCAGACGGGAGUCACGGGACAUCUAGGUUUGGAACUACGCGUUACUUGAAUGCCGAAAAGCAUCUACAUUCACGGCAUUCAAAUACAGAUAGGAGCCCAACUUCAACUCUCGGUAAACAAGUACACAGGGACUCGUACAUGCGCGAGCAAAAUGGGAAGCAUUUGUUGUAUCCCCCGAAAAAGCUGUCUAAAUAAUUUUUCUGAGAGCCGAAGCAUUGAUUUCAUGCUUGCUUCUCUUUCUUCAUUUGUAUCUAUGCGAUAAUAAAAGUAUAAGAAUAACAGCUUCCAAUUUUUUUUUUUCA